Molecule: messenger RNA, 552 nt
Organism: Erigeron canadensis
Lineage: Eukaryota; Viridiplantae; Streptophyta; Magnoliopsida; Asterales; Asteraceae
Product: probable serine/threonine-protein kinase PBL17
Exons: 2
Coding region: 1-552 (183 amino acids)
Biological process (GO): protein autophosphorylation
Cellular component (GO): plasmodesma; plasma membrane
Molecular function (GO): transmembrane receptor protein tyrosine kinase activity; ATP binding
Source: RefSeq, a predicted model, not a curated record
AUGACGUCCUUCAUGAAAGAGUUUCAACAUCUUAGAAUCCGACUUGAGGAGAUAAAAAAAGCCACUAAUAAUUUUGGUAACAAAGUUAUCGGAGCUGGUGGAUUUGGGGCGGUGUAUGUAGGAGAAGUGUUUAACUCUAUGGGGCAAAGCAUCGUUGCGAUUAAGCGUCUUAAUCAUCAAUUUGGGCAAGGAGACCCUGAAUUCUUGAAAGAGAUUCAUGUUGCUUUCCCGUACUUAGGUGAUCCUGAUCUCACGUGGACACAACGUAUUAAGAUAUGCCUGGAGGCUGCAAUGGGUCUAAGUUUCCUCCACGAUCCUAGAGGGACACACCAACGAGUUCUUCAUUGUGAUAUUAAAAGUGCCAAUAUUCUUCUCGAUGAGAAUAUGAAUGCUAAAGUUGCUGACUUUGGAUUGUCAAAAAUGGGCCCCGCUAAUCAGCAGUACUUUGUUCUAGUAACCAAUGCAUUGGGUACUGCCGGGUACUGUGAUCCGCAAUUUAUGAAGACGUACACUGAUGGCACUAGAGAGAAGAAGACAGGGAGGGAGAGUUAA